AUGCAGGUCCUGCCUUCAGCUGUCAACGAGUCGCUGAAGGCUUCCAUUGCGCCGAAGCCAGGCAGUGGUGAUGUUUCCGUCAGUCCUGCCCAACAGUCGCAUACAGUGGAGCCAGACGCGGAAGGCACGCCACGACCGUCCUCUCCAUCGGGGACGACCUGCAAGGACCUCUAUGCCAUUGUCUCCCAAGUUGGCGAAGGCACAUUCGGCAAGGUUUAUAAGGCUCGCAAUGUCAUCACCAAUGUCCACGUGGCGCUCAAGCGAAUCCGCAUGGAAGCAGAAAAAGAUGGCUUUCCAGUUACUGCCAUGCGAGAAAUCAAACUACUGCAGUCCUUACGACAUCAGAACGUCGUCCGCCUUUACGAGAUGAUGGUAUCAAAUGGAUCUGUGUACAUGGUGUUCGAGUACAUGGACCAUGACCUCACAGGGGUUUUAUCUCAGACGCAGUUCUCAUUUUCGCAGGCCAAUCUGAAGUCACUGUGCAGCCAAAUGCUUGCUGGCCUGGCAUAUCUGCACCGCAAAGGCGUCAUCCACCGUGAUAUCAAGGGUUCCAACAUUCUUAUCAAUAACCGAGGGGAGCUGAAACUAGCCGACUUUGGUCUGGCGCGCUUUUACCAGAAACGCCGGCGAAGUGAUUAUACAAAUCGUGUCAUCACUUUAUGGUAUCGACCGCCAGAGUUGCUCUUCGGUGCUACGGUAUAUGGGCCGGAAGUUGAUAUGUGGAGUGCAGGCUGCAUCAUGCUAGAGCUUUUCACCAAGAAACCUGUGUUUCAGGGCAAUGAUGAAAUCCAUCAGUUGGACGUGAUCUACCGUAUUCUUGGAACUCCGUCUACUGAGCGAUGGCAAGGGCUCACCGCACUGCCAUGGUAUGAGCUGGUGAAGCCGAAAGAUGUGAUUCAUGGUCAUUUCCGCGAGCUAUUCUCUCGAUGGUUAUCGCCCGCAGCCCUCGACCUAGCUGAGCGGCUUCUUGCUUAUGAUCCGACGCAGAGAGUUACUGCCCUUGAGGCUCUUGAAGCUCCCUACUUCAAGGAAGAGCAACCUCCACCUGAAUUGCCUGUUGACCUGUCCACUUUAGAAGGUGAAUGGCAUGAGCUAGAGACCAAACGGGAGCGAGCCAAGAAGCGUCGCAAAUUGGAAAACGGGCUCGUAUAA
Suillus subaureus is the source of this 1152-nucleotide messenger RNA. Its product is annotated as Pkinase-domain-containing protein. The coding region runs from base 1 to 1152 and encodes 383 amino acids. The transcript has 5 exons. Gene Ontology annotation, biological process: transcription elongation by RNA polymerase II; positive regulation of transcription elongation by RNA polymerase II; protein phosphorylation. NCBI's taxonomy places the organism in Eukaryota, Fungi, Basidiomycota, Agaricomycetes, Boletales, Suillaceae. Gene Ontology annotation, molecular function: cyclin binding; RNA polymerase II CTD heptapeptide repeat kinase activity; ATP binding. The record is from RefSeq and is a predicted model, not a curated record. Gene Ontology annotation, cellular component: nucleus; cyclin/CDK positive transcription elongation factor complex.